AAACAGGAACAAGUUAAAAGCUGGCACUCACUUCAAUAUCGAGGGAAGAGCUUCACGGGACUCUACUUUGCUUUUAUUUUUUUUUAUUACUUAGUUUGUUUUCUACUCAGAAUAUCAAAACAUCCAAACACUCCUACACAAAUCAAAACAUGACAAAUCACGUUUCAUGUGAUCUGCCCUUAUGCAAAAGAUACUCAUUCACAGAAAGAAACCAUGACCGUCGUCUCUCUGUUAGUCGCCUUCACCGUUGUUGCACUCUGUUUACACUCUUCAACAUCUGAGUUCCUGAAGUUUCAGCUUUCCACCAUAUCAGCUGCACCUACGUUUUUGCCUGAAGCUCCUUCGAGUUUCUCAGCUUCACCUCCGGAGGCUAUGUCUCCAGAUAUAUCUCCUCUGUUCCCUACUCCAGGUUCAAGCGAAACGUCUCCUUCUCCGUCAGAAUCUUUUGACAUCCCGACAAUCCCCUCGAGCCUUAGUCCACCAAAUCCAGAUGCCGUCUCUCCUGAUCCUCUGCUUGACUCUUCUCCCGUGGGGUCUCCUCUUCCUGCUUCUUCCUCUGUUUCUCUGGUCUCGUCACCACUCUCUCUGCUUCUGGCCUUCCCCAUGUUAAUGCUAGCUUUCUGCAGAUUCUAAUAAAUUAUUUUGAAACAGAGUAAGAGAGUAAGCCCUCUUUGACAUCUUGCUUGAAGAAAAAGAUUCACAAUGUAUUCUUUUUACUCUAUGCUUGUUUAUGAAACUUUAUUUUUCUUGUAUAAUUUAAUACUACUAUUGUUCGUGUGAGGAGGCUCUAUGCCAUCUGGCCGGUGCAGUUGUUGCACUUGUAACGGUUGAUAUGAGUAGUGGGCCUUCCCGUGGGAUGCGUCUUUAUAAAAUCACCUGCUACAACUUUCUUCAUAAAUGUUCAAGUGGAACAAUUGUGUAAGGGAGUUGUAGAGUGCUCAUUAAGCUUCACGAAAGCUUUAUCAAAAUCAAUGCCAUAAAAUUCUGUUUGUGCUUGCGUUCUUGAGUUAAAAGCCUUUAGGGGCCAGACCCCAUGGGAGAAGAGUCAAGUGUUGUAUGUCUUCAUCUGAUUGAAUGUGAUUGAGUUGUUGUCUUUGUAAUAACUUGGUUCAAGUAUUGUAUGUCUUCAUCAAACCAUUUCUCUUUGUAAUUCUUUGGAUUUCAAAAAAAAUCGUGAAUCACUUUGUCAAA
Messenger RNA from Brassica napus (rape), 1191 nucleotides. Its product is annotated as classical arabinogalactan protein 26. The record is from RefSeq and is a predicted model, not a curated record. The transcript is spliced from 2 exons. NCBI's taxonomy places the organism in Eukaryota, Viridiplantae, Streptophyta, Magnoliopsida, Brassicales, Brassicaceae. The coding region runs from base 214 to 633 and encodes 139 amino acids.